Messenger RNA from Thrips palmi, 2001 nucleotides. RefSeq lists its product as uncharacterized. The transcript is spliced from 7 exons. NCBI's taxonomy places the organism in Eukaryota, Metazoa, Arthropoda, Insecta, Thysanoptera, Thripidae. Gene Ontology annotation, molecular function: protein binding. The record is from RefSeq and is a predicted model, not a curated record. Bases 217 to 1656 code for a protein of 479 amino acids.
GGGGCGCGCUCUGGUGGCGCACUGGCGUACUCAGGGUCUGGCAACGGCAACCCUGCCGCCAAGCUGAUGCUGAGACAGCGAUCAUCGCAGUGCUGACCUGACUGAACCUGGCUGGCAGGCUGUCUAGUUUUCAGUUCGUCCUCGACCGCCGCCCGGGAAGUGUCGAGCUCGCUGUCAGCGCUUGUCUUCUUGCCUCCGUGUCAUCCAGUGGAUUCAAUGGAGCUCUCCAAUUUGGGCGACGACGAACUGCUACUCAUCCUCGGCUACUUGAGUGCGCGGGAGCUGCUGAAGUGCCGGGUCGUGUGCCGCCGAUGGAGGGACGCAGCGUUGCAUCCGCAUCUCUGGAGGAUGAAGAGUGUGGAUAGCUACAACACCUUACUAGCCAGCGCUGUUCUGCGUUUGGCCCCCUGCUUGGACUCGCUGACUGCCGGCUCACUUUGGAAUUUUAUAUUUGACAAGAGCGGUCUCCUUCUCGCAUCUACAAAAUGCGCCAUUUCUAAACUCCACAUGACCUUCUCCAUGUCAGACGCAUGCUACAUGGCACUAGUAAUCACCAGGCAAGCGUCCCUUGGUCGUUUAAAGGAAGUUUCUUUGGAACUUUUCAAAGGGAAAGCGGAUUUGCCGUUGUAUAGACUACGUGCAUUCCUUCAGCAAUUGCUUCACACUCCAGGAUUGGAAGUUUUAAAGCUGCACACAGUCGAAGUCGAGUACAUUGGUGACAUGAGUGGUGUUUUGCUCCCGGUUCUUGCAGGUGCUGCUCAAUUUGAAGAUCCAGUGCCAGCGUCUCUACGACAGUUGUGGAUCACUGUUCCAUUUCCUGACCCAUACGCACAUCUGCGCCUGAAGUGGCAUGCGACCACGCUUGAGGUGCUGAAGCUGGCGCGGGCCCUUCCUCCCGCGGCGUCCCUGCCCUCCACCAUGCCGCGUCUCCGGGAACUGGACUGCCCUUUGCUGGGGGGCAUGGCGGUCAUGGCGCAGUACGAGGCCCUGCGGAGUCUGUCCCUUGAGGUGAAGCUGGACGAAUCCACUGUACCCUAUCUGCUCGGUGUAGAGUCAUUCCUUAGAGCAGCCGCGACGCGCCUGGAGUUCGUGCAGCUGUCGUACGAAGCACAUGAAGAGCGUGCCGCUGCGGUGGACUUGGUGCUCAGCCUCGGGGGUACAGGGAAGGCCACCGCAGCGCUGGAAACCCUCCUCUUCUCCUUCGAUGCCGAUAUCCCUACUCCGCCUCUACAGCUGCGCCCGUUGACGGCCAUCCUCCACCGACUGUCGCUCCUCCGCACACUCAACAUCGGUGGCGUGCCGUCGAACGCCUUCUUGACUGCGUUGGACGGCGAGGUGCUGCCGCAUCUUCGGAAGCUGAGCAUGAAGACGCCUGAAGAUUCCUGCCCACACGUGGUUGCACACAGCGAGCCGAUUAAGAAGUUGUUGCAGAGUUACCCGCUGCUGCACAUCAGGAUUUCGGACGAAGGCGAUUACUUCGACUGUGAGGAUUUCUGUGAUUUCUGUGCAGGGAACAAGUGCCAUCGUAUACCAGACUACUCAGCGAGUGUCGUUUUCAGCCACCCGCUGGAGGACAGCUGUGAGGUGAUCCACGAUUUAAAUAGCUGUUAUGAAAUCCACCUGAGUCUGUCAGAGGUUGAAGUCGACGCUUUGUAGUCCUGCUUGUUGGCAACGCGGCACCGGGUGGUGACAAGUUUCAAUCGUCAGUGUAGUGAUUUGCGCUUCCGAGUGUUCGGGUCCAGGCGGCGAGAUUCUUUUUCGAUUCUUGCAAAGAAGUGGCAAAGCUUGUCCGGUUUGAAGGUUUUUACACAAGCCGUUUCUAUCUAGGAAUGUAUUUUUCAAUGUAUGUCUAUUGCUAACUGUAUCAAUAUAUUGUUUACAUGUUCAGUUUAGUUUUAUGUAUGCUGAUAGUGCCUUUUGGUACCAUUGUUCGGGUGGUAAUCAUAUCUGUUUGAAAUAUUAUGAACUUAGCAACAUUACGAGAGAUCAAUUUGAAUAAAU